AUGGCUUGGGAGCUCGAGGGGCUAAUUUCACACCUAUUAAUCAUCAUAUCAUGUGCCGGCGAAGCAGGAUGUUCUGUCGAUGAUGUUGUGAAGGAAAUCAGAGGGGUUGUCAGUGUCUCUGCCCCACGACAUCGAGACAAUGGGGGAAACCUUUCAGACCAUGCAAUUGCUACCAUUUGGAGUUGGCUCGUAACAAGGAUUGAUGUAUCCGUGGGAUAUGACAGGAAUUACAAUGCCCUAUCUCUGGGAGAAGUGUUGGCCUUAAGCGGGAGUUUGACCGGAAAAGACAGCGUCACUGAUGGUACCCAAGGACGAAAUCGUGGAACAUUACAUCCAUCAUCGAAAUUAGGCGGCCCAUCAACUGGCCCGACUUUUUCCGCAGUUCGAGUCUACGUUUCUGAAGACACCAUGUGGGAGGCAAUUACAGGCCACUCAGUCAACUACAAAAGAGUCCCCCGUUCUGAGUGGCUCCUACUGUUGGGCAUCGCUUCGACCAAGAGUGAUGGCAUAUUGCAAGGCGAUCUAGGACGUCUCGUUGCCCAAGACAAACGAUCCGUCCCGAAGCGCACAGACUCUCUUGUGAAAAAGGGUUAUAUUGUGAAGAGAACGACUCUCGUUAGAGGGACAAAAACUAGCAAACUUUGGCUCAAGUCAUUUGCUCCCCCUCUUCCGAAAGAAACUGAUGAUCAAGUUGCUGAGCAGGAGGAGGAGAUAAAUCUCACCCAUCAAAUUUUGGCCGCUAAUCUCGAUCCUGUUCCGUGGCACACACGCUGGACUGGCGAAUCUAUGGAUUUCCAUGCUCUAGCUACCACUAUUAUGGCUACAACAAAAGAAUGGGGUGUUUUGCGCCUACGAGAUCUCAAAGCUAAGCUAGGUGUACUGGGCUUGCGUUGGCAAAUGAAGAUUGUAUCUAAGAUUUGCCGUUUCCUGAACUCUUGUGGUGCCAUUCAAUACGUGGCUGCCAAACUGGACAACAAGGUGUUCAAGGACUGCGUCAGGUACAACAAAGAUCUCAGUCCAAGGGACUGGUCAACUUUUCUUGCCACGGGUAAACGUGGUACCAAACCCAUGAAGACCGCUCUGCUAGGCAUAGUCGACCGGGCAGACCUGGACGCGCAUCCGGACGUGCCACAGGUCAAUGGGUCACGCCUGGGUGAGACUCCUCCAUGGUCAAUCGAUGAUCCGUUACCCCAGAAAAUCGUCAAGUCGGUUCGAUUAUUUGAAGUGGUUGGCCUGACAAACCCUGAGAUUUACGCCUUAACAUUGGGUCCUACCUUUAACAGGUAUAUUUCGAGUAUGACCACAAGCAUGGCGACAUCCAACGUCCAACCGUCGAACUUGCAGUAUCUUCAACUACAGAGCGAACACAUAAGAGUAGGUAAAGUGGCAUCGUAUCGAUAUUAUAUUUCACAGGCUCUUUUGGCAAGGAAUGCGGAUCCCAUCAACAGCGCUGGCAGAGACCGCCCAGCCUCCACAGCAUGCAUGCACUGGUUUGGGCUUGCUUCACCCAAGCCAAAGUUUAUUGCUGCCGAUGUUGCGAUCUCACACGUAUGUGGGCUAGUGAAACCCAAGAGUUCUACAUCUGGCGAGCCAAAGAAGCGCGGGCGGCCCAAAAGGUCUGAGCGGAGUGAACCAAAGGACUUUAUCACAAAGAGAAAUGAUCAGUCAAUCAUUGAAAGCGACGAUAGCAUGUCGCCUCGGAACACAAGUCUUAUUGUCACAUUUCAUGUGCCGAGCAAAGAACUUCAGGAAGCGAUUGGUCUUGGAUCUCGUACAUUUGUACGUGAAAAGGAAUCGCCAUUGCUAGUUCCCCAUGAUCAGAUCUUGGAAGAAAAAGCACCUAAUAAGGUACUCAACGACGAUUUAGUGCACAACGGAAUAGACAAGUCAUCGCCAAUUAACGCUCGACCGGGCCGUGGAAGGAAACGAGGCCAGGCACGGGGACGAGGACGCGGCAGACCGCCAAACACAGCCUCGACUGAGAGUCUGCGAUCCAGACCUUGGACAUGUGAUAUGUGUGGUGGGAGUUGGAGGAACGAUAUUGGGCUUAAAUAUCAUCUUGAAAGGUCCCAGACGUCUUGCAACCCUCAAUAUACAGCCGCAAAGAAAGAGGCGAGUCGUCGGGAGAAGGAACAGCCAAUUAUCAGUUCCGAGGCUUGUGAGUCUCCGGACGGAGAUUCGAUACAUGCGCUUGAGAGAGUUGCGUCCUCGGACCGAGGCAAUCGGAAACUGGCAGAGGGGAAUGUUGAUGAAUCUCCAGUCGUCCAUCACACGAGACGAAGAAAGGCAACCGCUGAAGACCCUACAGCAGGCCAAUUCCAAUUGGCAGUCAGCUCUAGUCCACAGGCUCCUCCUUCCCCUUCGAUGACAGUCAAAUCGUGGAAGAGAUCUGCGGCUGCUCUAGAUCAACCUAUUAGAUUUUCGGUGCCGAAGAAUAGGCAAGGGUUGCUCCUCCAACCCGAAGCCAGACACCCCCGACAGGUUCGACGGGUUCCCAUCACAGACAACAGUAAUCGACGUACCAGCAAACUGGCGGGGACAAUUGAGCCUAGGGCGACAAAGGCAAGCCCCAAAAUUACAGGUUCUUGUCCCAAAUCACCCAAGGCAGCCACCUUCCCGCAAACUCAACCCUGUCUUGCCAUUGUCCAUGGUGGGAGCGAUCUAACACGUCCGCCGGAGGGACUGCCGGGAGACGCACGACCUUCUUCCGAGGGAGGAGGACGUCCAAAGGCUCAAUCAAAGUCAAAAGGGAAAAGAAGCAAAAUCAAUGAUGAUCAACCUGACAUACGCCACAUAAUAAAGAAAAUGAUUAGCGAUCAGCAUGGUGUUCUUCUUGGUGGCAAGUUGCUCUGGGAUCAUGUAAUAGCAACAUGGAAUGCACGUCACCCGGAGAUUCUGGCUCCCAACAGAGACGCGUGCCAGGCAGCAGUCACCAGCCUAAUCAAGGACGGACACAUUAUGGAACAUUGGCAUGUCUUUCGUGAUUCCACUGGAGCAUUCGCGAAGUGCCAAUUGCUCACUCUACCUGGCGUUGAUGCAUUCUCUCCAGAAUCCCUCCGACUACUUGACACAGUCAAGAAUGCGCAAGCGACCCAGAGGUCCGAUGCUCAGCCCACCCUAGCAAGAGAUACACGCUCACCUGAGAUUAAAGGGGGAGGACGUGGCCGAAGGCUGCUUGCUAAGGAGGUGGCUGUUCUACAUGCUCCUGUAUAUGUCGCCCAAGUUGCUGCUAAAAAAGAGCAAGUGUCGGAUGCUCGAGAACGGGUGAAGAGGCAAAGGUUCUCUGACACAAGGCAGAACAUGGAGGAUUUUAGCUUCCACAUCACCGAAACGCAACAAAACAUUAGACGUCCGUCGAUGACAGGAGAAUCCAGCUUCUACCCAGAGUUUCAAGACUACCCUCAUACUCUGCCAAAGGCGGCGUCAACAAUGACAGUAGAAUUCCUCCAGCCAAACACGUUUCUAGGCCAGGAUGCACCCCGUGUUUCGUCCCCGGUAUCUAUUCGUGCGGUUAAACGCCUCCUAGCUUCUACAAAAGCCGCCACUGAAGAGCCUGACCCGACUGCAAAUCCACGAAAUAGAGAGCCGUUUUGUCGUUCCACAACUAUUUCUGGCCAGAAUGGAGCAUGGGAAUACUUGGAUACUCAGUAUUUUGAGCGUGUUGGCGGCAGUUUUACCGUGAGCGGAUGGAUGCCAGAUACCCAGUGGUUUGAAUGGACAGCAUUCGUUCAAGCUAUUGAAAAACGACAUGCGAGUUUGAACAGCACAAAAGGCUUGGUUCUUAGAGAUAAUUUCACCAACCACCAAAAUUUCAUAAAUAAGCUUCGGGCGUGUUUCGAACUUGAGAUAUCUUGGGAAAUUGUUUUCAAGCAAUCCUGUAGUAACUCAGCCGGUCCUCACAACCUCUGGAUCAACCUUUUGGGAGAGCCAUCUCCUUCGGUUUCUGCGUGUUAUCGCGAUCUCAGUUGGCCGAAAGAUGAACAACUUACUCAGACAUCAGACUCCCUAGGCGCGAUCGCUACUGAUGUGGCUUGGCUGUCAUCAAGCGAUGAAGAAUUUGAACUUGCUGAAGUUCCGAAGUCUGACAUAAUUCAGUUUCCUAACAAUCGACGGCCUGAGAAUACAGUGUUCAAAGCCAAACGUGUGGCCCUUACUACCCGUGCUUUAACACCUCUCCCCGGCUUGCAACUCAGCCAUGCUGAUAUGGAUGAAGAUGAACCGGAGGGUUAUCCAUUCAAUAGAGUGGACGACUUAAUAGCAGCCUUCGUUGCUGUCCGAACAUUGAUGGGUGGAUCAGAUAAAGCCAUCGACUGGGGCUUGCUCAUGAUUAUUUUUCCAACUGCGAAACUUAGGGACCUGAGGAAGUUCUGGGUCAAAGCAAGGAAACAGCAGGGAUCAUACAUCGCCAAUUUCACCAGGGCGUUCCAAGGGAGGUGUAUCACUGCAUUGGAACGAAACGAAAUACCAAUGAUGAAUUUUGAUCAGCCUGAAGAUUACGACUGGCCAGGAUUGAUCCGAUGGGCUCUUCAGUUACCGCGCCAAGAAGGCUUCGAGAUCCCGUCUUCCAAGAAAGUGUUAAGUGCCCAUUUCGACCUGAAAACUACCAAAGCAGCUGGAGAGGAUUUGCGUGAGCGGUUCUUCCACACUCAGGCUUCUAUUUUCUCAAGAUUUGAAGCGGUAACCGCUGUUCCCGGAGUCUUUGCAAAUGAUGGCGACACCAAGACCCCAAUCGAUGCUUCUCAAUCAAAGGAGGUAGACAUUGCAAGAUCUUGGGUCAAGUCACUGUGCAGCAUGGGAGAUGGGAAGUAUACCGCACGAGAAAUUAGAGACAAGUUCUUCACGCUCUCUCCUGGCAACAGGCAGAGGACGUCGGCGCUCUUCAAAGAAGCCAUUGAGCUUUUAACAAGGCAGAAGAUUAUUUGCAAAAGUAAGAGGCCCCCUCUGGGUGGCCGGCCGUAUCGGCUCAACGAAGGUUAUGUCGCUGCACUCAGCAAAAUGGCCCAAAGUUCCAAGUUUGACGACGCCGCAGCGUUCAAGAUUAAGAUGGAUGCUUCAUUCCGGCAGCAUGAAAGGAUGCGAAUAUCGUAUACAUUAAGCGACGGGGCUAUGAUGGCUCUAACGAAUUUGAAUGCAUCUGGAAGAAUUAAAUUGGUUGCUACAAGCCUGCCCAACAUUCCUUUUGGAUUCGAGCCUGGAAACUAUGAAAGCCGGAAAUACCCAAAAUCUUACUACCACUUUGAAUUGGAGGCCAUGCCUGCAGAGUAUUAUCUCUAUAACGAUCAAAUUGAUGUCCUUCAGGUAGCUCAUAGACGAGGACCACCCUGUGGAAACCCGAACGCAGAAUUACCUCAAUGGGUUGAUUUUUUUGGCGCGCCGAACAAUCGACGAUGGUCAGAAAUACUGGGCGCAUUUUGCUUCAAUUUGGCGACUCGUGGAUCCAUGGAUAUUGACGGUAUCCGCGCUGCUUUGAACCCGAUUUUGGAUGAGUUUGAGGCACAGCUUGUUGUCCAGUGGGGUCAAGAGACUGGAGUACUGACAGACUUCGCUGAUGGCGUAGGAAUUGCAGUCGGAGAAUGGUGGUGGCUGGUUGUGCCCUGGCUUCGACGAGAGUGA
Molecule: messenger RNA, 5613 nt
Organism: Pochonia chlamydosporia 170
Lineage: Eukaryota; Fungi; Ascomycota; Sordariomycetes; Hypocreales; Clavicipitaceae
Product: TFIIIC transcription initiation factor complex subunits Tfc3
Exons: 2
Coding region: 1-5613 (1870 amino acids)
Biological process (GO): transcription initiation at RNA polymerase III promoter; 5S class rRNA transcription by RNA polymerase III
Cellular component (GO): transcription factor TFIIIC complex
Molecular function (GO): DNA binding
Source: RefSeq, a predicted model, not a curated record